AAGGAGCAAGGAGGGCACACCAGCAGCUCCGACCUGGGCAGCCUUCCUGAUGCAGCUGCUCCUGCUCCUGCUGGCCUUCUUCCUGCCCCCCGGGGCACAGGCAGAGGAGAUCCUGGGUGGCCAUGAGGCCAAGCCCCACUCCCGCCCCUACAUGGCCUUUCUUCAGUACUCUGUUCAGGGAAUUCCGAAGAUAUGUGGCGGAUUCCUGAUCCGAGAAGACUUCGUGCUGACGGCCGCUCACUGUUGGGGAAGCUCCCUUACGGUCACCCUGGGGGCCCACAACAUCAGGAAUCAGGAGAAGACCCAGCAGGUCAUCCGUGUGAGAAGAGCCUUCCACCACCCAGCAUAUAAUUCUAAUGAUUAUUCGAAUGACAUCAUGUUGCUGCAGCUAGCGACAAGAGCCAGGCUGACAGCAGCUGUGCGGCCCCUCAAGCUGCCCAUGAACAACGUUCAGGUGACGCCAGGGAAGAACUGCAGUGUGGCCGGCUGGGGCGGGACUGACCUGGUGGGCAGAGGCUCAGACACGCUGCAGGAGGUGAUGCUGACCGUGCUGCACGACAGGACGUGCCAAUCACUCUUCAACCACAAUUACCACAAGGCCAUCGAGAUUUGUGUGGGGGAUCCAAAGAUAAAGAAGUGUUCUUUUCAUGGGGACUCUGGAGGCCCUCUGGUGUGUGACAAUGUGGCCCAGGGCAUCGUCUCCCAUGGAUACCCAAAUCAGACACCUCCAUGUGUCUUCACAAGGAUCUCGAGUUUCCUACCCUGGAUAAAGAAAACCAUGAAAAUGCUCCAACUGCGGAAAGCAGCCUCACCCGCUUUGUGACUGGCCAAGUUCUCUGGACCUGAGCCCACAUUCACACUGCGGGAGGGAGGUGCCAGCAGCUGAAUAAAUGUACCCUAGCAAAAUGGGAAGGCUGGUUUGUCAUUUAUUCAUUGACCU
Molecule: messenger RNA, 940 nt
Organism: Microcebus murinus (gray mouse lemur)
Lineage: Eukaryota; Metazoa; Chordata; Mammalia; Primates; Cheirogaleidae
Biological process (GO): proteolysis
Cellular component (GO): intracellular membrane-bounded organelle; cytoplasm
Molecular function (GO): serine-type endopeptidase activity
Source: RefSeq, a predicted model, not a curated record